AUGGACCAGCCCUUAGAGGUGCCCGUAGCUCCCAUUGAUCCGUUGUUUGACAUCCCUGCUGAUUUUGACAUGGACCUUGUUGACCCGGAGCCUGUCAUGGCCCCAGAGCCUGUUGUUGCUCCUGAUCCUGCACCAGAGCACGACCUUGUUCAUGAUGAUGCACCAGCCUUGCACCACCCAUUGGUGGAUGAUCCUAUUGUUGAUAUACCCUUACCUGAUCCCGUGCCGGCUUUGGUUGACCGUGCACCAUUCGCCGCUCAUAUAGAUCCUCGAUAUGCCGACACCCACAACGGGUGGAUCGAGGAUGAUGACGAUUACCAACUGUUUGUGCUACCUGUCACUCCUCCAGCAGCACCUGUUUCUGCCCCCACUGAUAUUCCAUUGUUUCCCCCACACACCACAUACGCUCAUCGUACUGAUCUUCCCAUUACGUUCCUCCAGGACAUACCGCCACCUCGUCCUGGAGAGGGGUCAUCGAGGCAGCCCCCUAUUUCUGUUCCACCCGUACUGCCAUCAUCUUUUCCGUUCACGUCUCAGUUUCCUCAUGUUGCACCACCUAUUGCACCAUCUUUCAUACCAUCGAGCGAGCCAUUUUUGUGGACUACGCCCCCUGUUAUGCCAUUAUCUGAUCCGUACCACCCGUACCAUGUUAGGCACACUACGGAGGACAUACUUACAUCCUUGAUGAUGCAGCAGGAUGCAUUGACACGUCGUAUUCAGGAGUUGGAGAGAGCUUCACGACCACCUUGCCACUCCGCGGGGUCGCGUUCUGGUGCUGCGAAGAAGCAGGCAGAAGAGACGGCCGUGGGAGGGACAGCUGCGGGUCCCCCUGUGAUUGGUGAGAAGAGAAGGCCAGAGCAGAAAACUGCUGGUGGUGUUGAAACCAAACGUCGGAGACUGGUAACCAAAAGGUCUGCUCCGACGCAGAAAAAACCUGCGGUUGUCGUUGAGCCUCAAGAUGAAGAUUUUUCUAUCUUCGAUGCUCCGGAGUCCCCCCCGCUUGCCACGGGUGCGGGUGCAACGGAGGUGCCGUCGACACCUCCCGUCAAGGUCGUGCCUGAGUCAACCGUGCGGAAGGAGGGUACCGCAGAGAAUGCUGCGGCCCAGAUAUUUGACACCGUCGACUCGUCCAACAAUCUGAUCUCUCCCAAUGAGGGGGACAAUUUGAGUGUGCGGUUCACUGAUACCGGGAAGCAACAUUCUGAUGCUGAACCGCAAAAAACUGGCGCUGAAGCGCGGCAGCAUGAUGCUGAGCCGCAGAAGUCUUCGGUUGAUAAGGGCUGA
Messenger RNA from Helianthus annuus (common sunflower), 1284 nucleotides. RefSeq names its product calphotin-like. The transcript is spliced from 4 exons. The record is from RefSeq and is a predicted model, not a curated record. Bases 1 to 1284 code for a protein of 427 amino acids. NCBI's taxonomy places the organism in Eukaryota, Viridiplantae, Streptophyta, Magnoliopsida, Asterales, Asteraceae.